Messenger RNA from Gregarina niphandrodes, 1134 nucleotides. RefSeq lists its product as hypothetical. The record is from RefSeq and is a predicted model, not a curated record. Bases 1 to 1134 code for a protein of 377 amino acids. The transcript has a single exon. Lineage: Eukaryota; Apicomplexa; Conoidasida; Eugregarinorida; Gregarinidae.
AUGGUGUCUCGGAAGUGGCGGAGAAAGGACACUGGUGGCUUGGUGGCGGCUCUUGGUCGUAAAGCGGCAGCGGAGAGGGUGGAGCUGAACGAUGACGACUUUGUGGUGGAUACGACGGGGAAGAUGGGUAAGAAGCAGCAGAAGGUGGUGCGUGUUAUCAAGCAGGCAGUACACUUGCGUCCGGAAGAGUUGGCUGAGGCACAGGCAGCAUUAAGGAGUAAGACGAAGCGUGGGGAACGGAAGCGAGUGGCCGCCCAGGCGUUCGAUAUAUGGGGCGAAGAGGUGGUGCGGAGCGGCAAACGUGCGGUACAGACCAAGGCUCGGCCGCGCGCUCCAGCAGUUGUGGUGCCCAAGGCGGGACAGUCUGCGAAUCCCGACAAAGGCGUAUGGGAAGAGUGUUUAUUCGAACAAGCUGCCAAAGCGCGUCUGUAUAUGGAAGAAGACGACGCCCUCUUUGAGGAACACGAUGCUCUAAAAGAUGAGACCAAGAGCGAGCGGUACGAAGACGAAACUAACUCAAAGGUCAAGCGGGAGCUCCUGGACGAGAUUCUGGAGGGUAUUGACGUUGAAGCCAUCGAAAAUAACGCGGUUGAAGGUAAUGAGGUUGAAAUUACUAAAGGCGCGGCUGCCGAAGACAACACAGACUACACCAAGCCAGCGCCAAAGCUAACGGGCUGGAAAGCCAUCAAGGCGGCGAAGAGGAAGCUGGUGGAACAGCAGAAGAAAAAGGUGGCCGAGUUGAAACACCACCGCGAAGAAAUGGCGAGGGAGUGGGCUCGGGUGGACGAGGCGAUGCAGGAAGUUGAGGAGGCGAACACGGUCGCCGAGAACUCGCGGCUAUAUAAGCAGCAAGUCGCCGCGCAAACUAAGGAACUUGCUGCCACUGGCCAGGCGCCCGUCUGGCGUCAGGGCAACCGAACCUUUAAAGAUAGCGGAGACGACGUGGCCCUACCAGAGGACCGCGCACGGCAGAGGAGCUCGCUACGACGGGUCAUUGCACCCGAGACUGGGAACGCCUUACGAGAACGAAUUGUGUCCAUGAUACGACGAGGAAUGAUCGAGCUACCCAGCAAUAAAAAAACUAUUCGGAGACGUAGCCGAAGAAGACUCGUAUGCCGGGUCCGUAUGCAGUGA